CUGACAUUUCCUGGAGUGACUUGCCUCUUGUCGCUCGUGUCCCCAAGCCUCAGCGGAAUUCGGGAUCAAAGAUGUCACGACAGAGCACCCUUGCUGCUGCCGUGGCAACCAUGCUUGGAGCUACGUUAGGUGGCCUGUUUCUGUGGCGAACCUUACGAACUCAAAGGAGAAAGUGUAUUAAGGAGCCAUCGGAGUCUAACCCUCUGCCCAUAGAACACUUGGGUGCUUUAGAGCAGACCAUAACUCCUUCCCAGUGUCCACCUCAGCAGCUGCAGCCCCCUCCAGAAACACUCACACCUGUCCUGUUACCCUCUGUUGAAAGGCUUCUGGGGGUGACUCCAGAAGUGGCAAGUUCUACAGAGGAGUGGGAGAAGUUGUGGCCCUCUCUGCAGAAGGACCUUUCCAUCUAUCCUGUCUUGGGGCUGGACUGUGAAUGGGUAAAGACCAUCCGUGUGUCUGUCAAAGGGAAGGCCUGUGCGGUUUCCUUGCUUCAAAUGGCCACGUUCUCUGGCCGAUGCGUCCUGGUAAGACUGCUGCCAUUUCGCAAAACCCGACAGUCCCUGCCUCAAGGCCUCAUGGGAGUCCUGUGUGACCCACAUGUGCUGAAGGUGGGGGUGGGUUGUUAUGAGGACAGCAAGCGUCUGGCCCGUGACUACGGCCUGACUCUCAAAUGUACUGUGGACCUGCGCCACCUUGCGCUUAGACAGAAGCAAGCAGUUCUGAAUAACGGCCUGAGCCUGAAGUCUCUUGCUGCUGAUUUGCUCAACAUCAAACUGGACAAAUCCCUGGAGCUGCGCUGCAGUGAUUGGGAAGCAGAGCAACUGACCCAAGAGCAGGUAACCUACGCAGCCCGAGACGCCCAGGUCUCUGUGGCACUUUUCUUUUACCUGCUGGGGUUGAAGUCUGAGCCAUGCUCUGUGCUGGGCGGAGGGUCUGUCUAUGCUCAAUUGGCCUCACGCUGCCAAGGCCUGAUGGACGUCCCCUUCAAGGGCCACGGUGGCACAGAUGCAGAUGAAGGAGAGCGUAGGCGACGCAACAGGAAGUCCACCUUUGAGAGCCCUGAGUCCGGGGACCAGCAAGUGCCAGACCCCCGCAGGAACAAGCGAAAACCACUCGGGGUUGGAUACUCUGCCAGGAGAUCUCCCCUUUACGACAACUGCUUCCUUCAUGCUCCGGAUGGCCAGCCGCUCUGCACAUGUGACAAGAAAAAAGCAAAGUGGUACAUUGAUAAAGGAAUUGGAGAGCUCAUCAGUGAGGACCCCUUCAUCGUUCGGCUCCUGUUUGAACCGUCUGGCCGACCCGACUCACAGCGAGACUACUACCUCACGGCCAAAGAGAACCUCUGUGUGGUGUGUGGCAAAGCGGACUCCUAUAUCAGGAAGAACAUUGUGCCACAUGAAUAUAGGCGGCAUUUCCCAGCCGAGAUGAAGGACCACAACUCCCAUGACAUCUUGCUGCUCUGCACUUCCUGUCACGCUGCCUCCAGCGUGUAUGACGGCUUUCUGAAGCAGCAGUUGGCUAACGAGUUCUCAGCCCCCCAGGGCUCCGAGGAAGGCGUGCGGAUCCUGGAGGACUCGGAUCGCCGGAAAGUCCGCUCUGCGGCACGUGCUCUCCUCAGCGCAGGAGAGGGACUGCCCGAGACUCGACGGGAUGAACUCCAGUCAGUCAUUCAGAGCUUCUACGGUCAAGAACGAGAGAUCACGUCGGAUUUACUGGAAAAAACAGCAGACCUGGAGACCAGGAUCUUUAAUGAGAGCUAUGUACCCCAUGGGCUGAAGGUGGUCCGGGCGUAUGCAGAACGUGGCCUCAGGGGCCUGAUGGACCUGGAACAGCGCUGGCGCCAACACUUCCUCUCCAGCAUGCGGCCGAAAUUCCUUCCGCCACUAUGGUCGGUCAAUCACAAUCACGACAAGUACCUGCGAAAGUACGGGGAGGACCUGGUUAUCCAGCUCAACUGAUUAGCCUUCCCGCGUUUCCGAGCAACGUUUUCGCGCAGCUGACCUGGCGUGAAGGUAAAUGCCCAGUGUGAAGGAGCCUGGAAAGCCCAUUUUCGAUCCCUGAGGCGCUGUGCCAUCUCGGAGAAUGGCAGAGAGACACAGACUCUGCUGCCAGAGAGACAAGAGAGGCUAGCUCUGACUCUGAACUCAAUGCGAUCUCAAACACUACCCAUUUAUUUAUUUAUUGGACCAGAGGAGAUGCGCUGGGGUCUGAAGAGAGGCUUUUUCUCAGAUUGGAAGCCACUUUGGUGA
Molecule: messenger RNA, 2249 nt
Organism: Chanos chanos (milkfish)
Lineage: Eukaryota; Metazoa; Chordata; Actinopteri; Gonorynchiformes; Chanidae
Gene: exd2
Product: exonuclease 3'-5' domain containing 2
Exons: 8
Coding region: 72-1958 (628 amino acids)
Biological process (GO): nucleobase-containing compound metabolic process
Cellular component (GO): nucleus; cytoplasm
Molecular function (GO): nucleic acid binding; 3'-5' exonuclease activity
Source: RefSeq, a predicted model, not a curated record